UUGUCUUUGCAGCACUUGCUCUUGGCUCCCUCUGAUGUGGCCGGCUGGGGCACUUUCAUCAAAGAACCUGUCCAGAAAAACGAGUUUAUAUCCGAGUACUGUGGAGAGCUCAUCUCCCAGGACGAGGCAGACCGGCGUGGGCGGAUCUAUGACAAAUACAUGUCCAGUUUCCUUUUCAACCUGAACAAUGACUUUGUUGUUGAUGCCACUCGCAAAGGCAACAAAAUCCGCUUUGCCAACCAUUCGGUCAACCCUAACUGUUACGCAAAAGUGGUGAUGGUGAAUGGGGAUCACCGGAUAGGGAUCUUUGCCAAACGAGCGAUAUUGCAAGGAGAGGAGCUCUUCUUUGACUACAGAUAUAGUCAAGCAGAUGCCCUUAAAUACGUUGGGAUUGAACGAGAGGUAGAGAUGACUUAGCCUGCUGUCUCUGUCCAUAACUUUUCAUCUGCCCAUCCCACCGUCGCCCCUGCAGUGUCACACAUGGCCAGCAGGGGUCUGCGCCCUAACCAGACCCCCCCACCCUCCCCUCUCACUGCUGCAUUUCCAAAAAUAGCCCACAUCCCUCCCUGGUGUAUUGCAGGUGCCUGUUCAUUGGAGCUCUCCAUUUUGUGACAACCCAAGCUACAGUACUGUAAGCAAGCUUAUCCAACAUUGUAAGCUAAAAAAAUACUAUCUAUCUGUAUGGUUCUAAUGCACUAAAGAAUAUACAAUGUUAUUUUUAUCUGUUGAAAAAAGAAGACAUUUUAGACUGGCUUUGGUUUUUUUUGUCAGUGCAAGUAAUAAUACAGCAAUGCAUGUGCUCUCUUCUCCCAUAGUUACUAAGGCUUUUCUCCGGCGCUCUGUAGUCGUUAAUGUGAUGUUAACUUAAAGUGGAACGCAACAAACUCCAUUUCUUUUGCAGCAGCGCCAACACUGUCUACAGUAUAUGCUAAAAUAAGCUAACGUGCAUCUAUAUAUCUUCAAAAAAGGCAAACAAGAACCGACUGACUGAAUGUAACCAUAGAGGAUGGAGAAAACAAGAGGUGAGAAUCUGAAGACUUAAAGUGGCAUUAUACAUAAACAACGUCUCCCGCUUAGAAAAUGCAGAAAUUGUACGUUUUGAUUUAAUUUUGAGCCAGAUGCCCUUCCUUACAUGACAAGUACACUUUUGUAUCCCAACUAAACUAUGACCAUUUCAAAAAGAAGAAUGUGGUGAACUGAUAAUGACUUUACUUCCUGGCAGUCCUAAAAUUGCCCUGCUAUUAAAAAGCCCAAUGAUAUAAUGACUGGAAGCUCUUUUACAGCUAUUGAUUAUUUUUAAAAAUCAAUGCUGAAUAGCUUCAGCAAUUUUUAGAUGUAUUUUAUAAUUUAUUUAUUUUACUUUUGGAUGAUAGUUAUCCAGGCAUAUACAUGAAAAAAUAUAUUAAACUAGUGUGACUAGCAAAAAAAAAAAAAUGCAUUUCUUCAUUUGUAAUGUUUUACUGUGAUCUCACAUUGAACUCUAUAGCACUUACUGCAAUUGCACUUAGCCCAAUUUUGCACUGACUGAAUCCUGUCUGUAAUAUAUUGUUUGUAAAAGAGAAAUUUGAUAUUGUAUUAUGUCACUUUAAGCCUUUAGAUUCUGCCUCUCCUGGUCAAUGAUCUCAUUCCUGUUUUGAUUUCAAAAGUUAACCUAUUGUAUUGGUACAUUGUAUCUAGCACUUAAAAUGUUUACAUUAUGUUAGGCCUUAGAGGCAUGUAACAAAUGAAUUAACCUGUUGUCUUCCUAUGAAAUUAAAAUGAAGUGCCAAAAUUCAUCCACAGAAAAACAGCUGUUACUUGUGGAUAUGUUUCAUCAUUGACAGAUUUAAGAGGUUUUAACAGAAUAUCAAAUCAAAUCUAUCUGUUUCUGACCAAAAAUAAUUCCCCCUAUGUGAAUGUAACAUACCAUAAAAAUAUUGUUACUGAAGUCAUUUUUUAUUUAAAACACGCAUUGAACUGAGAUCUUUAAAUGGACAUGAUCAAAUGGAGUUUACUGUUAUAUACAGCGUAUGCCUACAAAAUAAAAGUCUAACUUUAUACAUUAAA
Molecule: messenger RNA, 2046 nt
Organism: Boleophthalmus pectinirostris (great blue-spotted mudskipper)
Lineage: Eukaryota; Metazoa; Chordata; Actinopteri; Gobiiformes; Gobiidae
Gene: ezh1
Product: enhancer of zeste 1 polycomb repressive complex 2 subunit
Exons: 5
Biological process (GO): chromatin remodeling
Molecular function (GO): histone methyltransferase activity; protein binding
Source: RefSeq, a predicted model, not a curated record